Molecule: messenger RNA, 2267 nt
Organism: Hypoxylon trugodes
Lineage: Eukaryota; Fungi; Ascomycota; Sordariomycetes; Xylariales; Hypoxylaceae
Product: PK beta-barrel-protein domain-containing protein-like protein
Exons: 3
Coding region: 112-1902 (596 amino acids)
Molecular function (GO): oxidoreductase activity; 2 iron, 2 sulfur cluster binding; molybdenum ion binding
Source: RefSeq, a predicted model, not a curated record
CUUUUUAUCUUCAAUGUUAUAAUUACUAAACCCCAGUUUACAGAAUUCUCUUACUCCUUGCUUUUAUUUCACAUUUGGCACAUAUUCGCUACCCCAUUGUGCCAAGUAAUCAUGUCUCCAGCGUCGGACAUUGAUUUGUUUGCGCCUUUUGAACGAGAUGUCAUACUUGAGAUUCGGACUAGCCAAAUGAAGGCGAUGCCGGGUCUGAAGAUCCAGACGGGUAUAGACAAGAAGAUGCGCACCGGUCGCAUUCCCGUGUCUUUCGCCGGGCUUGAUGCAGAUGAACAUGAUCUUGUUUUUCAUGGUGGGCCGGAUAAGGCUAUCCAUGGGUAUUGCUGUACUCAUUAUACCAAUUGGCAGAAGGAGUUCCCCGAGGCUGCUGCGCGAUUUGCACGGGGUGGAUUCGGGGAGAAUUUCGUGACGGAGCGCAUGAACGAACGUAACGUCUGCAUCGGGGACAUCGUCUCCGUCGGCACUGACGGGGUCCUGCUACAAGUCAGCCUCCCACGUCAACCAUGCUUCAAGCUUAACCACCGCUUCCAACUCAAGAACUUCGCACCCAACACUUUCAAAACAAGUCGCACGGGAUGGUACUACCGCGUUCUCCGCGAAGGCUCCGUACAAGCCGGCGACGAGAUCCGCCUCGCCGAGCGCCGAUGGCCCAAGUGGACCAUCGAGCGGGUUCAGGAGUACCUGCAUCGAGUACAAGAUAACGCAGAAAUGAACGAAGAGCUAGCAGCCGUGGCCGACAUGGGAGAUGAAAGUCGCAAGGCCUUCGAAAAACGCGUAGAAAAACUAAAAGCGAAAAAGAAGCGCGCUGCCGCAGCCGCGAACGGGAAUAGCGAGGAAGUAAAAGAGAAAUGGCGAGAUUUCAAAAUCAUCGAGCGAAAAAUCGAAACACCCCGUAUAACAUCUUUCACCCUCGAAGCCGUGACCCCAGAUCCCGAUAUACCAGCACCGCAAAUGGACGUCGGUUCACACGUCCGUCUAAAGCUGCCUAAUGGUUUACUACGCUCAUAUUCCAUCGUCUCCGGCGAUCGUAAUAAAUUCGAACUCGGCAUCGCGCUUGAAGACCAAAGCCGCGGUGGUUCGGCUUACAUGCACCACCAGGCUAAAAUCGGGAGUACACUCCAAGUCGGUCGCGUAACCUCCGAUAUCAAACCAGCCAGUGCCGCAAGUUGUCACGUCUUCAUCGCGGGCGGAAUCGGGAUAACCGCGUUCCUAAGCCUGCUCGAGAUAUACCAGAAAAUACACUACGAGGCCAUUUUACAUUACGGCGUGCGCGAAGCGCCUACUGAUAUUCCGUUCCGUGAUAGGAUUGAGGGGUUGGGGGAUAUCGUUAAAGUGUAUGAUCGCGCUAAGGGACAGAGAAUGGAUAUUAAGCGGAUUUUUGAGGGGUUGCCGUGGAAUUCACAUGUUUAUGUUUGUGGACCGACGAGGAUGAUGGAUGAGGCGAUAAAAGAGGCGAAGAGGAGGGGGAUGGGGGAGGAUGAGGUGCAUUUUGAGGCUUUUGGCGCGGAGACUGGUGGGGAUCCGUUUGACGUGCAGGUUUUUAAGGCGCCGGCACAUGCACCGGCGGGGAAGAAGACGAAUGGUUUGAAUGGAAUGACUGGUAUCAACGGAACUAAUGGAGUCAAUGGCAAGAACGGCACGAAUAGUGUCAGUGGUGGUAAACUCCUACAGGUCGGCGCCGAGGAAACAUUGCUUGAAGUGCUGAGGAAACAUUUUGGCGACGAUGAUGUACCUAGUAGCUGUGAGGUGGGUAAUUGCGGGACAUGCAAAGUCACUCUGAGAAGCGGAAGAGUCGAACAUAGGGGUACCGCGCUUGGGGAUGACGAGAAGAAUGAUGCGAUGUUGAGUUGUGUUAGUCGAGGUAUUGGGAAGAUUGCUAUUGAGAUUUGAGAAGCUGGUAACGUUGUGGAGAGAAGCAUUGGAGACACUUGCGAUAAAUUUAAAUGGCUGUAUAAUACCAAAAGAAUGUACUUCCCUGCUCCAUUACUCGACAAUGCCAUACUCAAUUUGCUUCCGAAUCAAGAGUCUCCUCAAAUCCGUGUUUAGCUUGCGAGGGUCGCAAAUCUAACGAGAGCUACAAUUGCAGGUAUAAUGACGUUAAGGUAUUAUAUCAAGACGCGAGUGUUAUGCAGGAAUAGUUGAAUAUAGAUAUUCAACAUCCUAGCCAGUGUGUAUAUUUUUUGUUGAGGGACAUUAGGUGUAGUAGAGAGUAAAUAGUAGUAUUUCUAGCCGAGUUUACUAUAUUUUAAUUUAGC